GCAUGAUCUGCUGCAGAUGACGAAUGAGAAAAGCCAGAUUGAGAGGACUGUGAGUGACCUGAACCAGACAAGUCCAGUACUUGAUGUACUCACUGUGGUUGGAAAGGAUCUCUAUGAGGAAAUGCCCCAGGAAAGUCCAGAGAUCACAAAUUCCCUAUCAACAAAUGAAAAUGUUGAACAGGUCAGCAUUACAAAUCAAGUCACCGCAAGUCAGUUGGCUCCAGGUGUCAACAUUGAAACGUGUGUACAACAUCACCUGGUGUGCACAACAGUAUCCUCCUUAGACAAGUGCUUGCAGUGUCUGGGACCUGUAUCCUCCUUCAAAUGGCUUGGCUAUAAAUGCAAAGUUUGUUCACAGGUCUGGCAUAAAUCCUGUAUCCGUCAAAUUCCAAAUGAGCCAAACCUUUCACAAGAGCAACAGUCUGCUGAAUGUUCUGGGGAUCAAUUAUCAUCAGAUCAGUAUAUCAAGAGACUACGUUUAGAACAGGAGCCACAAUCAGAUGAUGAUGAACACUUUUCUGAUGAGGAUUACAUACCAGACACAACAGAUGAAGAAGAUGAAGAUUUAGAUGCAAGGAUGCCCUUUAUGUCUCAUCAGUUGAAAGCCCAACAGCCAGCAAUAUUCAGUGCUACAACAUCAAAUGUGGGAGACACAAGCAUCCCAGUUGUACCUAGUACAUCAAAAUGUUGGCCACCUCUUGAGGAUCAUAUGAGUUCCAGUGCUGUUGAAACGUCCGAUUCAGCAAAUGGUGUCAAACAGUCAUCAAAGGAUAAACCAGAGGGUGAAGAAGAGCUUCAGAGACCAGAAUCAGCGCUUCUGACUAUGAGCUCUAAAAAUUAUUGUUAUGUCUGUGGUAAACCACAAAGCAAAAUUUCACGCCACUUGAAAACGCAUACAACACAUGCUGAAAUAGUUCAUGCAUUUUCCCUCCCUGAGCACUCCAAAGAGCGUAAAAUAUUAUUGGAAAAAAUGAGAAAUAAGGGAAAUUUCCAACAUAACACUGCAGUUUUACAAGAUGGGACAGGGCCACUGAAAGUGAAAAGAAAACCAAAAGUUUCAGAUGUGACAGGAAAGUUCAUUCACUGUAUGUAUUGCCAAGGAUUGUUUAUUCGUAAGGAACUGUGGAGACAUGUCCGCAGAUGCUCCUGCAAGCCAGAAAGUGAAGACUUGGAUAAAGAACCUGGUAGAACCAGGUACUGGGUUUAGCUGCAGCUCAAGAGUCUGCAUCCUGUCAACAGAUCUCAAGUGGAGUGUGGAAGCUCCUUAGUGUCAUGAAACAGGAUGAGGUAGCCUCAGUUGUGCGAAAUGACCUCUCUAUUAUUCAGUUUGCCCAGUCACUCUACAACAGACAUGGACAAGACCCCACAAAGUAUGAAUACAUGCGACAGAAGCUCCGUGAAGUGGGGCGUCUGAUGUUAUGUCUGCGGACAGAAUUUUCUAUACAUAACCUGGAGGAGGCUGUCAAACCUGCUAACUUCCAGAGAGUUGUGCAAGCAGUGAAGAAAGUUUCAGGUUUUGAUGAAGAAAAUCUCUGUUUCCAAACACCAAGCCUUGCGCUGAAAUUGGGACACACACUACGCAAAAUUUGUGACAUCAUCCACUGCCGGGCCCUCAUGGCUGAAGAUGAAGAAUUGAUCAAGUCCACUGAAACAUUCAAGAAACUGCACACCUCCAAAUGGUCAGAGUUAGUGUCUCACAGGGCCCUGAGUACACUGAGCGAUGCAAAGUAUAACAAACCAUCUACAUUACCCUUCACUCAAGAUGUUCAGAUUCUUCACAAGUACCUGGAGAAAACUGCAGAAAGAGCUGUCUGCGACUUGAAUGAGGAGACCACCACCCAGAAUUAUGCUCAGCUUGCAAAAGUUACUCUGGCACAAAUUAUUGUGUUCAAUCGUAGACGAGCUGGAGAGGUUUCAAAAAUGCGCCUCAAAAGUUUUCAGGAGGGAGACACCACAAAGCUUCAUGAAGAUGUUGCCAUGGGGUUGUCAAAGAUUGAACAAAAGCUCUGCAACUAUUUCAGAAGAAUUGAAAUCAUGGGGAAAAGAGGCAGAAAGGUUGCAGUUCUGCUCACACCAAGUGUGGUGGAUGCUCUUUCGCUACUGACCAGUAAAAGAACCGAAUGUGGCGUUAGUGCCACAAAUGUCUUCCUGUUUGCAAGACCCAAGUCAAUGACCUACUACAGAGGACAGGACUGUUUGCGUAUUCAUGCAAACCAGUGUGGAGCAAAGCACCCUGAGCACCUCAGGUCCACACAACUCAGGAAACAUGUUGCCACACUUUCACAAGUCCUCAAUCUAAAAAACAACGAACUUGAUCAAGUUGCAGACUUUCUGGGUCAUGACAUCCGUGUUCACAGAGAUUUCUACAGAUUACCAGUUCCCACCACACAGCUGGCCAAGGUUUCCAAACUGCUUCUGUCAAUGGAAAAAGGACGUCUUUCUGGUCUGCAAGGGAAAUCCCUGGAUGAGAUUGAACUUGAAGAUGAAAUUGCGUUAAGUGAUGCUGGGGCCCAGGAUAGUGAGAGCGAGUCAGAUGACAACGGCACAGCAUUCACAUCAGAGUGUGGAAAUAGUGAGCCUGUGGACGCUGCAUCAGUCUCUGCAUUAGCAGAGGAGGCUCAUGGCACUGAAGGUUUUGGACUGGCAUCAUCGGUGUCAUCCACGGUGGAUGAGACCACCCUAUCCCCUGAAGGAAAAGAUGCUGGUCAAGAACGGGAUUCCAGAAGAGUAUCAAAGAGAAUGUGGUCUAAGGCUGAGGUUGCUGCAGUAAUGCGACAUUUCAGAGAUCACAUAUCUAAAGGAAAAUUGGCCACCAAAAAUGAAUGCAGUCACUGCAAGCUGGUAGAAGACCCUGUGUUAGCCCAGAGAACAGUGCAAAAUAUCAGGGACUUUGUGAGAAACCGAGGAACAGCUGCAAAGAGACAGGCACAGAAGCAAAAGCUUUAGGUUCAUUUGCAGUUAUUGUCUUGUGUUGUAAUGAUGCUGUUACCUUAAUAUAUUUCAUAACAGCUCCAAUUUAAUGCACUUGUUUUAUUUGUGUCCACACACUUUUUCAUACAUUUUUGUAUUUUAACUGUUGUGUGUUUUAAGUUGUGUAGACAGCUGUUAAAGUGCAAAUUUACUUUUUUUGGAUAUUAAACCAACUGUUCCAUUAA
Messenger RNA from Amphiprion ocellaris (clown anemonefish), 3155 nucleotides. RefSeq lists its product as uncharacterized. Gene Ontology annotation, biological process: DNA integration; DNA recombination. Lineage: Eukaryota; Metazoa; Chordata; Actinopteri; Pomacentridae. Bases 1273 to 2946 code for a protein of 557 amino acids. The record is from RefSeq and is a predicted model, not a curated record. Gene Ontology annotation, molecular function: DNA binding. The transcript has 9 exons.